UUCGGCCCACCCCAAGGUCGACAAGGCCUCUGCUCCACGCUUCCCGCUGUUCGUUUGAUCCUUAGCGCCUCUGUUAUUUGCUGGUCGGACACUCUCCAGAAUGGCGAGAUCGUGUGUGCUCGCCCUGACACUGAGUCUGCUGGUGUUGGCAGAGUCAGCUCACGGCACGUACCACAUAUCUCCGCCAACGGAAGUGACCACAGCUUCUGGAAGGAUCGUAGGAACUCUGGAGAAGUCGACGAAGGGGAAGACCUUCCUUGGCUUCUAUGGGAUACCGUAUGCCCAGUCUCCUGUCGGAAAUCUUCGCUUUCGGGAUCCAGUCAAAGCAACCCCCUGGAACGGCGUGAGGAACGGCACCCUCCCGCAGCCUCCUUGCCUCCAGGUCCCCUUCCCGCUGGCGCUGAUGGGGAUCAAGCUGCCUGCAGGGAAGCUCGUGGGUUCAGAGGACUGCCUCUUUCUCAAUGUGUUUACACCAAGGACGUUCGCAAUGAGAGGACUGCCUGUAAUGGUGUUCUUCCACGGCGGUGCCUUCUUCGCCGGGGGAGCCUCCAUAUACAAGCCAAACGCCCUUCUCAACCACGACAUCGUCUUGGUUGUAGUGCAGUACAGACUCGGCGUCUUGGGCUUCCUCUCGACUGAGGACGAGGUGCUGCCUGGUAACUACGGCUUGAAGGACCAGGUGUUGGCCCUCCAGUGGGUGCAGGAGAACAUCAGGAACUUCGGGGGGGAUCCUCAGCGGGUUACCAUCUUCGGCCAGAGCGGGGGCGGUACCUCGGUUCACCACCAUGUCUUGUCGCCCAGAUCUGAAGGGCUGUUCCAACGAGCCAUCAUGCAGUCAGGCACUUCAGUCAAUCCCUUUUCCGUGGGCAUCGGUCAUCGGCAGGCGGCACAUACCCUCGGGGCGUCUCUCGGGUGCCAAGCCGAUGCUGGAAGCGAAGGGUUCCUUCAGUGUCUUCAAGGUACCGAGGCUCAAGAUCUCGCUGCUGGAUUCCAAAAUUUCCUCGUCUGGUUCCUCACCCCUUUGUUCUUCGUGCCGCGCGUUGAUGGAGACUUCCUUCCCGACGACCCCAAUGCGCUGCUGCGAGAGGGGAGGCACCAGCACGUCGACCUCAUUUCGGGGGUGACGGCACACGAGGGAGCACUUGGGACGAAACCUCUCUACUCCCGGCCGGAACUGAUAACUGGCAUCAUGGAGGACCCCAGCAUCCUGCCUCUGACCGUCCUGUGUUGCGUAGGAGCGAAGGAUCCGAUGAGCGCGACGCUAAGGAUAUACCAACACUACCUUGGUGGUCUGAAUAUUAAUGAUACAGAAGGAGUGACUGAGAUGAUGUCGAAUCAGCUGUUUAAGGUGAGCCACGACCUCGCCACACAAUACCACUCGAAAAACGUUUCUCCCAAUAAGAAAACGUUUCGGUACGAACUCACCCACCGUGGCCAGCUCUCAGUCGGUGACAGUUUCGAUACGCCCGUCGGGAAACACUGGGUCAUGCACAGCGACGACCUCUUCUACCUGUUCCAAGUGGGCUCGCUGCUCCCUGCCCCGAGGAUCCCAGGUCGCCCAGAUGACCUCGUUCGCGAAGAUGACCUCAGGUUGCGAGACAUCAUGACGACUAUGUGGACCAACUUCGCUGCUUAUGGGGACCCAACGCCUGAUCUCAGUCUCGGGUUCAAGUGGGAAGAGGCCAGUGAGAAGGACCUUAAAUACCUUGAUCUUACACCAAAUCCUGUCAUGAUGAGUGACCAGCGUAAAGAGGUUAGAAGAUUCCACGCGUCGUUGCCAACAAGCCAGAAUUACAUUUUCAACCCUGAACUUGUGAUACCAUAGUCUCACGACUGAAGUUGUGUUCAAUAAUAAUUUUUAUAACUGUACCCCUUUGGUAUGACGAGUCCUUGGCACAUUAUGAGUGGAUGAGUUAAAUUUCAAGAUCAUCUUUUCUUUAUAAUAUUUCGUCAACAAGCAUCUUAAUCGUAUUUUAUUUCUGAAUAUCUUUCCCUCUUAAACGAGUACUGUUUUUUCUUUCUCUUUAACAAUGGAAGAGAUACUACAGGGUUUCUGUAAUAAAUAACAACAAUAAUACGAGUUCAUAUUUCUUUUGAUAGUAGCAUUAGUUAUUGAUUCUCUCAUUCUUCGCACUUUUUUUUUUUUUUAAUUCCUAAUGACAACUUUCCAUUCGUGAAAUAAACGCGAUGUUAUACCAAAAUUAAUUAUCUAUACAUACAUCCAUUGCAGAAGUAUUUGAUAUGUUCCAAAAAUCGGCACACCUUGUAUAGAAUACAGUAAAUAUUUAAAUUAUGUAUAGAAUGCUUUGUCAUCUUUGUUUUGAUUCUCUUGUGGUGGCUAUAAGGGAUGAUAAAUAUAUCUGUUUCU
Penaeus monodon (black tiger shrimp) is the source of this 2368-nucleotide messenger RNA. RefSeq names its product venom carboxylesterase-6-like. NCBI's taxonomy places the organism in Eukaryota, Metazoa, Arthropoda, Malacostraca, Decapoda, Penaeidae. The record is from RefSeq and is a predicted model, not a curated record.